This is a messenger RNA of Plodia interpunctella (Indianmeal moth), 3263 nucleotides long. RefSeq lists its product as uncharacterized. The transcript has a single exon. Gene Ontology annotation, biological process: regulation of DNA-templated transcription. Gene Ontology annotation, molecular function: RNA polymerase II transcription regulatory region sequence-specific DNA binding; zinc ion binding; DNA-binding transcription factor activity, RNA polymerase II-specific. Gene Ontology annotation, cellular component: nucleus. The record is from RefSeq and is a predicted model, not a curated record. NCBI's taxonomy places the organism in Eukaryota, Metazoa, Arthropoda, Insecta, Lepidoptera, Pyralidae. The coding region runs from base 366 to 2864 and encodes 832 amino acids.
UGAUAUUAUAAACACGGAUCAGUGUGUAACCUAAAAUAUAAAAGUAUAUAAAUAUAUUAUACAUACAUACGGAUAAAGUAAAUAAAAAUUAUAAGUAGAUAUCAUAAUUUUAUAUAAAUUUUGCCAAUAUAAUUAUAAAUGGAGAGAAACUAGGUUGCUAGGUACCUACAUCGAUAACAUUAUAAAAUAUAUAACGUCACGUCAACCAUAGAUAAAAAUAUCACUGAACGUCAACGUAAUGCCGAUUUGGAACUUCGAAGUUCGAACAUUUCUUUUUGCAAACAUUUGAAGGCUUUGGCAUCGGACACAAUUUAAACUAUUUUUCAUUAAUUUUGCGAAGUAUAAAAAAUAUACCACCCUAGAAUAUGGCUCGACGCUACCGAGAUGCAGCAGCAAAAUUGCAGCAAAACGUGCAAAAACAUUUGGAUGUGAUGAAGGACCUAUCUUCUUCAGAAGAUGAGGAACCUUUCGAGUCUUCGGUUAUUGAAGGAGUGUUCCAAAGCUACUGGAGAGGUGGCGGUGACACGCAUUUACUAAAUCGGACGAAAAAUCUGCUGGAAGAGGCGAUUAGUGGCCGACCAAUAACAUGUCUGAUUUGCAUAGGAAGUAUUAAAAGAUCGGAUGCAAUAUGGACUUGUGACCAUUGCCACUGUUAUUUCCAUCUGUCCUGUAUCCAAAAAUGGUCGAAUGACAGCAUAAGUUUAAGACUUGAGGACCCUCAAUCGCCUAUUUCGGUGUUUAAACCCAAGAAAAUCGAUUGGUGCUGCCCGAAAUGCCGGCAUUCGUAUUCUAAGGAGGAAAUACCUCGUAAGUACCGUUGCUUUUGUGGAAAAACUGAUGAUCCACCUGUGCAUCCUUGGUUGAUACCACAUUCUUGUGGAGAAGUCUGUGAAAAGAGGUUGUCUGAAGGAGAUAAUUGUAAACAUAAGUGUUUGCUCCUCUGCCACCCCGGGCCAUGUCCCCCAUGCCCUCAAACUGUUAAUGGAGUGUGUUAUUGUGAGAAAGAACGGAAAAAAGUUAGAUGCAGUGCUGCUAAAUGGUCUUGUGGACAACAAUGUAAGAAGACAUUGCUCUGUAACUCGCAUAGAUGUGAGAUCAUCUGUCAUGAAGGAGAUUGCCCCCCUUGUACGUACACAAGUGAGCAGUUGUGCCAAUGUGGCUCUGAGAAGGUUAAGAGGCCAUGCGAUGACCCUGUUUGGCAUUGCAGGAAACCAUGCAACAAACCUUAUUCUUGUGGCUUUCAUAAGUGUGAAACAGUGUGUCACCUGGGGCCCUGUGGGUCAUGUCCCAAUACAGGGACUCGCUCCUGCCCAUGUGGAGCUAACCAGCGCUUUGUGCAAUGCCCGGAUGUUAUGGAAACCUGUUUAGGAACUUGUAAUAAAAAGCAUGAAGGUUGUGAACAUAAUUGUCCAGAAAAAUGUCAUAAGGGACCGUGCCCACCUUGCCAAGUUUUGAUUCUAAAGAAAUGUCUAUGUUCAGCACAUGUUCGCUGUCUACCAUGUAGUAAAGAUUAUAAAUGUGAAACCAAAUGCAGAGGCACCAGACCCUGUGGUAAGCAUGCUUGUGGGAGGAAAUGCUGUAAUGGUAACUGCCCUCCUUGCGAAAAAAUAUGUGAUAAGCCUCUGCAGUGUGGUCGUCAUAAAUGCACCAUGGUCUGCCAUCGUGGUCCAUGCUACCCUUGCCCACUUGAAUCCAAAGUUACUUGUAGGUGUAAAGAAACAUACAUAACAGUGCCAUGUGGUAGAGAAAAACAUACAAAACCACCAAAAUGCAGUCUUUUAUGUAAAAUUAAAUACAAGUGUGGACAUAUGGAUGAGAAUAAGCAUGGUUGCCAUUUCGGGGACUGUCCUCCGUGCAAGGCUGUAUGUUUCAAAAUGUAUCCGAAAUGUGGUCACGAAUGCAAAGCAACUUGCCAUGAAUUCGUAGCUGUGGUCUUCAAGCAAGUUGCGAAGCCAGCAACACCAUGGGAAAUUGAGCCUCCAAAAACCAAAAUAAUGGCUUUGGACUGUCCUCCGUGUGAGACACCCGUUUCUCUCGUCUGCUUUGGAGAACAUGAGACUGAGCAGCAGCCGUGCCAUUCAGCCAAGCGCCGAUGCUGUGGCCGGCAAUGUGGACGUCCACUAGCUUGCAGCAAUCAUGUUUGCUCCUUACUCUGUCAUCUAUAUUCACACAAUCCUAAUUAUCCAAAUGUGCCUUACAGUUGCAAGCCUUGUGAUAAAGAAUGCCUUGUACCCCGCCCAGCAAAAUGCGCACACAAAUGUUACAAAAAGCAAUGUCACCCAGCACCUUGCCCACCGUGUGAGAUACUAGAAAGGAUUGCAUGUCAUUGCGGAGUUACUGAAUUAUAUUUACGUUGCAAAGAACUUAGUGAUGCUACUGAAGAAAUGUUGUCAUGUAAGCAGCAGUGUCCUAAAAAUUUGAAAUGUGGCCACAGAUGCCGUAAUAACUGUCAUUCUGGUGAGUGUGGUGUUGGACAGACGUGCAUGAAGAAGACAAAAGUUAACUGUGCUUGUGGAAAUUUGAGGAAAGAAUUCCCUUGCAAUGUGGUCAAGAGUGGAAAGGCAAAGUUGGACUGUGAUGAAACAUGUGAAGCGAAAAAGGUUGCAAUGAAACUAGAGAAAGAGAAGGAAAUGUUGAGACAGAAAGAAAUACAAGAAGAACAGAACCGUAGAGAAUUGGCAGAGUAUGAGUGGAAGUUGAGUGGGAAAAAGAAGAAGUAUAAGGAGAAAAAAGUUGUUGCUAAUGUGGACAAUCGAAAUUUUGUACAAAAGUAUGGUAUUUUGAUUUUGACCAUGGCAGUUGGUGUUUCAGGGAUUGCAUAUUUUUUAUUUUGUAUGGAGAAAGAUUUGAUCUUGUCCGAUUGAUCCUUAGAACUGAUCCCACAGUAGUAUGGUAGUAUGCCACGACUGGCACAACCUACAACAAAUUUAUUUAAAUAAGUAGAUUUAAAAAUUACAUUUGUAGUUAAAUUACCUACAUAAGUAAUCAGAUUACAUGCAAUCUGAUUACAAUAUUUAUGAUGUGAUAUGUAUGGGAUGAUGAAUAAUUUAGUUAUAAGAUUUUUACUUUUGUAUAACCUCAAGGAAUUUUACAUACAAUUUUUUUAGUCCAAGAAAUGAUAUUAAAUAAUCAAAGUUAGAGUUUGCGCCACGACACGAAAGUAGUUCCGCCCCGCUUCAAUUUAUCGGCCACGUUGUUGUUAGCGAUUGUAUUGCCAGAACUUAGAAACUUACGUAAGCGUAAUAUAAGUUUGUAAGUAAUUA